Molecule: messenger RNA, 1066 nt
Organism: Mytilinidion resinicola
Lineage: Eukaryota; Fungi; Ascomycota; Dothideomycetes; Mytilinidiales; Mytilinidiaceae
Product: Aldo/keto reductase
Exons: 2
Coding region: 133-705 (190 amino acids)
Source: RefSeq, a predicted model, not a curated record
UGCACUUCACCUUGGGCUAUGUGGAAACUUGUUGUAGCACUUCCUGCAGUGGUAAACAGGUGUACACACGGGCAGAGUACUUGAUGAGUAUGCCACUUUUCUCGUGCCUAGCAUGCCUGAGUCCAUCCUUCAAUGUCCAAGUGUCUACGUUUGCUCUAUCCAAACAAUUUCCUGAUAUUUACAGCCCGCACCAUCGAACUCGAACUCGUCCCCUGCCUUCGCCGCUACUCCAUCUCCCUCGUAAUCUACAACCCCAUCGCCGGCGGUCUCUUCUCCGGCAAGAUCAAAUCCGCCUCCACCACCCCCAUCGACGGCCGCUUCGGCAACACUGCCAGCACCAUGGGCGGUAUGUAUCGCUGGCGUUACUUCAAAGACCAGACCUUCGCAGCCCUCGCACUACUAGAACCCAUCGUCGCCAAGCAUAAUCUUAGCAUGCUGGAGGUCGCGUUCCGGUGGCUGGUGCAUCACUCUGUGUUGCGGAUGGGGACGGUGGAGAAGGAGGGUGAUGGGAUCAUCAUGGGGAUCAGUAGCUUCAAGCAGCUGGAGAUGAAUCUGGAGUUUUGUGAGAGGGGGCCGCUGCCGGAGGAGGUGGUGGAGGCAUUAGAGCAAGCAUGGCAGCUGACGAGUGCGACGGCGCCGACGUAUUGGCACAAGGAGUUGACAUAUGAGUACGAUGUGCAGAAGGAGCUCUUCGGGGAGGGUUGAGCGUGUCUUACAUGGUGCCCAAUUCUUGGUCAUAGGCGAAGGUGACAGCUGUGAAGGCGUCGAACGGUCAGUAAAAUGAAAACAACGCAUAAAAGUAUUCCUCUCCCGUGAUAUCGAGUCGACGCGUCGCGGAGGAUUCCGCGAGAAGCCACGUGCUCUGCCACAAUUUUUCAUCUGUGGCUUAACAGUGCGCACGACAGGUUGGUCGGCGCAGUUGGUUCCGCACAAAGUAAGUACAACAACCUGCAAAGGCUGUGAGUUCGAAUCCAGCCCUUGUCAGGAGUCGACAUUAUGGUUAUUUCCUAUAGAUUCGACUGAAAAGUCGCGCGGAAAUGUAAGUCCUCGCGGAAGUAAAACCGUC